CAGCGGGAGAGCAGUGCUGCAAAGCCCGUUGGUUGCGUUCGAACCUUUCGGGAUUGCCGAAGCGGGGGCCUGAUUUUUGCUUCAGUAUCAAUUUGUCACUGCUUCGGGUGUGUUCCGCACACGCGGUUUGACGUUUGACGGACGUCCGGUGCGUUUGGUUACGCGGAUCGUUUUUCCUCGCGAAAGGGUGCGUGCGGAAAUCGUUACGAACUCCCCAAUACGAAGUACGUUGUUCGCCGUGGUCAGCGAGUGUUGAAUGUAAUGAUUGUUUCAGUCCUGUUUACGCUGGUAGUUGUGAAAAUCUCCCGGAAAAUAGUGUACAAAAGUCAUUACGCAAGUGUUGUUUCUGUUUGUUUGAGGCGGUAAAGUGAGACAAAACGUGCCCUGAAACCUGAGACGCAAGCACUUUAGGCUGCGAUGCAAGCUAUCGGAAGCGCAACAAACGACAAAAGUGGAUAUCAAGUGAUGUGAGUUAGGGCCGGGACUUCGGUCGAAAUCACGCGCGUUUCUGUGUGUGUGUGUGUGGGGGGGUAUGUGCGAGGUUUGGGUAUUCUGAUGAUUGUGUGUGCGACAGUGUGCGGUAGUGUGCUUCUCGCACAAGUGUGUGGUGUCAGCUUGAUGUGCGUAUGAUGCUUUUCCGUGGAAAAACGUAGUGCCGUUACACCACCACCACACCCGGCUCCGGUCGCGAUCAGCGUGAGGAUUGAGCAAUAAGUGUAGAUAUAUAUCGUAGCCAACUGGCUAAGCGUGUAUGGAAACGGUGUCGGCGGCGUGAAAAAAGCCAUCCUUCGCUACCGCGAGAGGAAGAAAACGGUGGAAAAUCUUGCGGAUUUUUUGUAGUGUGUUUGUGUGUGUGCGUGUGUGUCGGGUGUUCUGUGCUAGUGUUGGUUUUUUGUUCUCCAGUUUCUCGGCCACGGUGCUUGGUGCUGGCACCAAACCCAGUCGCCCGUAUUUCCUGUGAAAGGCAAUUUAAUUACUACAAGUGCUGAUUGGCCAAACGUGUCGCGGUGGUUGUUUUUUCUCCGUGGCCACGGUGGUAUAGCGGCGCUUCAGCGAAGGUGCACUGGAUCAUAGCGGAUUGGAUGUCUGGGGCGAAACAAGGUGGAAAAAAGGAAAAUCGUCACGGUCACGCUUACGCGCCCCAGUUUGGUGGACCCUUCGGGGGUGGAAAGCAACGGCUGAAGGUGGACACGACAGUGCUGGGGCUGGCACGGGAUGGCACAACGAACUGUUGGAAAGCAAUAAUUUAUCGAUUCGAAAUCGCCACCCUAAAGUCUAAAGCCUAUGAAACCAUUAGCUGGCGACUGGUGACAGCGUGAUAAGAUGUUGUGCAGCGAACAGUUGUGAGCCACCGCAAAAUGGAGCUUGCUAAGAAAGCACUCGGCUGCUCUAACAGGAUCGUUCACGCUACAGUAAGUUUUACACCGACAAGUGGAAAUCGACAGCAAAAGUGUAAUUAACUCAUUGACCAACUUACCGUUAUCUCGCGCGAGUGAAAGCAUCGUCUUUGUGUCAUGAAAAGAAGGGAUAACUCGUAGCCAGGCGUCUCUGACGUUAUUCGCCUUACGAACGUUAUACUUUCUGCGAGCGCUCCGUAGGGAAAAGGAAAAAGGGAGCACGGUGUUAAGAAUCCCGGAGCGUAAAACCUAAUCUUCUUUCAAGCAAUGACUUUGUGGUCGACUACCCGUGGCAGAUCAUUGCUGUUCCAUUUAUGAAUGGAGGUGGAGUUUUUUUAAGGCAAACCGAGAAAGCAACUAUUUCAGUGUCAGGUGAACGAGAUUGUGCUUGUUUUGUGACCGGAAAAGUGAGUUACAUUAAGAGUGAUAAUUAAUGUUAAAAAUAAAAGUUAGUACAGGUUGGUGGCACUACUUGCCACAAGAAUGCUUCAAGAGUGAAUUGUGCUAAUGUGCAGUUUGAAUAGUACGGGAAAAAUGCAUCCUGUCGAUGGCAUUCUUUGUGUUAGUGCUGAAGUGUACUGGUUCGUGGAGCGUUGUGCCGAAUGAUGAUGUUGUAAAUGAGCAGUAAAGUGAUGCAAACAUAGCAAAGUGGUGAUGAUGAAAAUGCGACGAAAAAUGAAACGCAACAUAGUUAACCAAGCGUUUUGUUUGGUCGUGAUCAACAUUAUUAUUGUGCAAUAUGCUUCCGGGUUGCAGCAGGCAGCAGUGGAUAAGGAAAAACAUGUAAAAUCCUCCGAAAUACAGGCUGUAGAAGGUCGCAAGAUCUCUCUGCCCUGUCCUUUAUCAGCACCGUCCAGGGAUAAGGUGUACAUGGUUCUGUGGUUUAAGGACGACGCUGGAAUUCCUUUGUACAGCUUUGACGUGCGGGGGAAACCUUUACAGCAGGCAAGGCAUUGGUCAGCGCCGGAAAUUUUCGGACCAAGGGCCCACUUCAACACCGACACCGAUCCGGCCACACUGGAUAUACAGGACGUUCGACGCCAUGACGAGGGUGUCUACCGCUGUCGGGUUGACUUUCGUACCAGUCAAACACAGAGCUUUCGAUAUAAUCUCAGCAUCAUCAUUCUUCCCGAGCAUCCCGUGGUCCUCAGUCAAUGGGGACAACAGUUAAACAGCUCAAAGCUUGGACCGAAAGAGGAAGGUGACGACAUUGUCUUAACAUGUCGUGUUGUAGGAGGUCGCCCACAACCGUCGGUCAAAUGGCUCAUCAACGGCAUACUGGUGGACGAGCAGUACGAGCACAAUUCUGGCGAUGUCAUCGAAAAUCGGUUGCUAUGGCCCGCGAUCCAACGCUCGGACCUGAAUUCCAUCUUCACCUGCCAGGCAACGAACACGCUGCUGGUGGAGCCGAAGGAAAGCAGCUUUGUUCUAGAUUUACAUCUGAAACCAUUGAGUGUGAAGAUAAUGAACCCGCAGACGCCAUUAGUAGCCGAUCGACGAUAUGAAAUCUCCUGCGAAAGCGUUGGUUCGAGGCCAAAUGCGAUUAUAACCUGGUACAAAGGAAAGCGACAAUUACGUCGUGCAAAGGAGGAAAUACUGAACAACACCACCCGCUCGGAGCUCAGCUUCGUACCGACGACCGAGGACGAUGGGAAGCAGAUAACGUGCCGGGCCGAAAACCCAAACGUUACCGGCCUGUUUCUGGAAACGUCCUGGAAGAUUGAAGUUGUCUAUCCACCGAUUGUGUCGCUGCGGCUCGGUUCAACGCUAUCGGCGGAUGACAUCAAGGAAGGGGACGAUGUUUACUUCGAGUGUCACGUCCAAGCGAAUCCUCCGUGGAGAAAAUUACACUGGCUACACGACGGUGUUAUGAUUACUCACAAUGCCACCGCUCGGGUGAUACGGUCCAAUCAGAGCCUGGUGCUGCAGAAGGUUACCCGCAACUCAUCCGGAAAUUACUCGUGCAGUGCAAUCAAUGCCGAAGGUGAAACGGUUAGCAAUCAGCUUGCGCUGCGAGUCAAGUAUGCACCGGUAUGUGCGACCGAUCGGAUCAUCAUUGUCGGUGCAUUCCGUAGCGAAUCGCUGCAAAUACCGUGCGAGGUACAUGCCGAUCCGCCCCCACGGCAGUUCAACUGGAAGUUCAACAAUUCGGGCGAAACGCUCAAGAUAGGCAAGGAGCGCUACGUUAAGAAUGGUUCCAUCAGUCUGCUUAACUACAUACCGGUCAGCGAUCAGGACUACGGGACGCUCACGUGCUGGGGUCAGAAUGAGGUCGGCACCCAGGAUUGGCCCUGUUUCUUUCAAGUCGUACUCGCAGGGCUGCCAUCGGCGGUGAAAAACUGCUCGAUAAACAAUCAAACGCAGCACUCGGUCGAGGUGCAGUGUCUGCCCGGGUACGAUGGAGGAUUACCGCAAAUUUUCAUUCUCGAAGUGAUUUCCAGCCGGACGGGCCGUGUGCGGUACAACGUUACCAACCCGGACGAACCGUACUUUCUGGUGGAGUCGCUGGAGAACCUGAUUCAUUACGGCGGUGCGUAUGACGACAUCGGCGACGACAACCCACUGAAAGCCAUCAUUUACGCCGUCAAUCAGAAGGGCCGCAGCCAAGGCAUCGUGGUGAAGGACUUCUAUCUCGAGAGUGCUGUCGAAAACCGUGCAGGAGUGCUAACGAGCAACUCGCUUGAUAGUAUCUCGCCGAUCCUUUUCGGCGUGUUGCUGACGCUGCUGGUGCUAUGUUUCGUUAUCUUCGUGCGAGUGUACUACAUCAAAGCGACUGCCACCAGCACCACCAUCACGAACGUUAGUAAUGACUUAGUUAGUAAUUCAAAGCAAGGUAACAACAAACAGGAUACGCUAGCCAAGAAAUCCGCCAAACAAAGCCCCCGCUGGCAGCAGGGCAACAGUGGCGGUGGCGUCGGUGGCGUCGGUGGCUACGGCGGAACCGGAACCGGAUGCGGACUGAUCGUCGAUGGACGAUCGCGGGACGAAAAGCUGGGCGCACCGGACGGGAUGGAGGACGAGCGGGACCCCGACGUAAUACCCGCCCAGUUCGCAGUGUCGAACGAUUCAGAAAGUGUUAGCUUCAACUCCUCCAAGUGGCCAAACGGGAACUUUUACGACAGAUAUCCAAACCAUGACAUACGACCAUCGGAGCUUCUGUUACCGUCCGCGGCAGGGACAUUAGGACCGACAGCGACGGCGACGGUGACGACGAAUCAAUUACACCCGAAUGUUAAUCAACCGGGUGAUAGUAUUAAAUUAGGUCCAUACUACACGCCCAGCGGACUAUUGACGGGUGGUGGCGGUGGUCCCACCGCACCGGGUACGACCGGCACUACGCUGGCGGGUGCCUACCUCAGCCCGGCCGGGUCACAUCCCCUCGACAGUGGCGGCUUGGACGGGGUCGGUGUUGGCGGCCCGCUAAUGUACAGCAGUGCGGGCAGUGGCCAAACGCUCGUCGGUAACCAUCAUCAAUCAAGCCUGCUGCCGAACGGGACCGCCGGCAGCACCGGCACCGGAGUUAAUCCUAACGAUUAUGACAUCAAUGUACAUACCAUCAAAAAUAUGCUAAUGACGACGCGCGUCCCCGAGAGUUGCGUUUAGUUUUGCUGCGACCACAGACCACAGCCAUCCGGCAUGCCAUCGCGGGCAGUGGAAGUUUUACUCAAGAAUGAUGCUUGCGUAAAGGCACGGCGCACACGGCGAUUCUGGCUGAUGGAAGUGUUUUUGUGAAGGCGGAGAGCGGCUGCUUCCAGGAGGGUGUUGUUUUUUGUGUGUUUUUAGAAGAUGCUUGCGCCUUUGAGUUGUAUCUCUUUACCAUGCAACAGGUUGCAUUGAUGAAAUCUAGAAUCGUUAUCAAAAAGAUACACCUAAAAACAUGUCCAGCUAAAUUGAUCAAUGAACGACAGAGUUAGAGACAGAGAAACAAUGCUAAGUUACAAUAUACUUUUUCAAUAUGUAAAGCUGUUUACUUAGUGAAUGUGAAUAAUAAAAAAAAAUAAUGUGAAAAUCCUUAAACACAAACAAUGAUUGGUUCCCUUUAAAUUACAGAACAAAUUCUUCAAUAUAACUUAAGUUUAUCAUAGUAUAACAAUUAAUUUAAUACUUCGUAUGAUGCGCUGCUAUGGUCUUUUGUUAGGGACAACAUGUGUCAUUAAAUAAAUGCGAAAAUUGUAAACAUUCCAAUAAUUGGCGUUUUCCGAGAGUAUUUAAAUGCAAAUUUAUAAAGUUUGGUGCUUUAAAAAUGGUGACGGAAUUUCAUUGAACCACGACUUUUUGCACGAAAAACACAUGACAUGAAUUACAGAUCAUUGAUCAAAGCUCAGUACACUAUUUUGAGAUUUUCACUGAGAGUCUAAAUAUUCUUGAAAAAGUAUGUGUUUUUGGUAAACAUGAUUACAAAAUAUUUUAAAGAAUGUUUUAAAAUGUAUGUAAUAAACAUAACAACAGUCGGAAAAUAUGUAGCUAAUGCUUUAAAAAGUUCAUAUAUCCUCUCGACAGGAUAGUUUUUGUAAACUCGAAGAAAUACUUCAAAUAAGGACACAUUUUCGUAUUUAUUUUCUGUCACAUUGCCGUACAUUGUUUUAAUCCCAAAUUUUAUAGACAGAUUUGUUAUUUGUCCAGCAUUUUUGACAGCUUAUAUCAAAAUUUUAAUGUAUAUAAUUUACGUUCGCUGGUGUAGCCGUCCCUGGUGGAUACAAUUCGCCCCAAUUGAAAAAAAACCAUAGACAUGCACACAAUCAAUGAUGAACAAUAAAAAUAUUUUUCUAUAGCAUCUUUGCACAAAUUUAAAAUCUUGUUUCAUGCGUUAAACAAUUAUUUUAGUUAAAAGCAUUAUUUACAACAAAAUAAUUUAUUACUUAUUAGUUUUUUUUAUUAAAUAAAGAAAAAUAUUAAUUUGAAUGUGAAAUGAAAAUAUGCGAGAAAAAUAACAAUAUCAAACUUUAAAAAAUAUUUUGGAAACUGAAAAUUAAACUAAGAAUAAGUUACAAAAAUAAUAAGUAAACUUCGAAUAAUUGUGACCAAACUAAAAGAUUUUAUGUAAACUUUCAAAUUAUCAGAAAUAUUAGUUUUUUUUAAUAUUU
This is a messenger RNA of Anopheles gambiae (African malaria mosquito), 6481 nucleotides long. RefSeq names its product neural cell adhesion molecule 1. The coding region runs from base 2052 to 5000 and encodes 982 amino acids. The record is from RefSeq and is a predicted model, not a curated record. The transcript has 19 exons. NCBI's taxonomy places the organism in Eukaryota, Metazoa, Arthropoda, Insecta, Diptera, Culicidae.